Phalaenopsis equestris is the source of this 3013-nucleotide messenger RNA. RefSeq lists its product as uncharacterized. The transcript has 26 exons. The record is from RefSeq and is a predicted model, not a curated record. Gene Ontology annotation, cellular component: cytoplasm. NCBI's taxonomy places the organism in Eukaryota, Viridiplantae, Streptophyta, Magnoliopsida, Asparagales, Orchidaceae. The coding region runs from base 123 to 3005 and encodes 960 amino acids. Gene Ontology annotation, molecular function: ATP hydrolysis activity; kinase activity; ATP binding.
CAAGCCGGAAAGCGAUGAAUGUGUAUCAAAGAAGAAUUCCAGUUUGCAUUUUGGUCCGUCUGGUACGAACUUGAAAGUUAAAACUGCAUCAGCUGCAUCGCCGAGCUGCAUCGCUCUCUCCCAUGGAGGACGAGCUCCUACAAAGGGUUCUGGAAGAAGGAGGACGAGACCUUUACUUCUCUUCUCCCACCUCUCCUCCACCGGCAAAAUCCUCCUCCGCUGCCUCCGCUACCGUCGCUACCGCCUCUUCAACGUCCUCCAUCCUCCAGUCCCUCCCGCUCCACGUGUCCUUCGAUCAUGGCUACUAUCUCCUGGUGAAGGCCAUCCAGGAGCUUCGCGAGAAGAAAGAUGGUCGUGCUGUCACCGUUGGCAUCGGUGGCCCAAGCGGCUCCGGUAAGACUAGCUUAGCUGAGAAGGUUGCGUCGCUCCUCGGAUGUGUUGUCAUUUCCAUGGAGAACUAUCGCGAUGGAGCUGAUGAUGGGAAUGACCUGGAUUCAUUGGAUUUUGAUGCCCUGGUACAUAAUCUAGAGGAUUUGGUGAAGGGGAAGGAUACACUUGUUCCUUUGUUAGACUUCCAAGGGAAGAAACGUCUGGGUAUGAGACCAGUAAAGAUAUCUCCAUCAGGGGUGGUGAUUGUUGAUGGAGCUUAUGCUCUGCAUUCAACUCUUAGGUCACUGCUAGACAUCAGGGUUGCUGUGGUUGGAGGUGUUCAUUUUAGCCUCCUAUCCAAAGUUCGUCAUGAUAUAGGAGACUCGUGCUCACUGGACUACCUCAUUGACAGUAUUUUUCCUCUUUUCAGGAAGCACAUUGAGCCUGACCUCCAUCAUGCCCAGAUCAGAAUCAAUAAUAGCUUUGUUUCAUCCUUCAGAGAUGCUUAUUAUAAGCUGAAGUGCAGAAGUGAGUCCCUUAAAGAACACAUAACGUACUUUUCUGAUCAACAUAAAGUGGAAACUGAGAACUUUAUUGAGAUGUAUCUUCGUCCACCUUGUGCAAGUGAGGAAGCACGGAUAAAUGAUUGGAUAAAGGUUCGACAAUCUGGUAUAAGAUAUUAUCUUUCUCUGGGUGACCAGAGGAUUGUUGACAAGAACUUUAUUAUUCGACCAAAAGCUGAGUUUGAGGUACACCCAAUGUUCAUAACUCAUUUGCUUGCAUUAGGAUACAAUGUUGUAGUCAGUUUCAAACGUUCUUGUACAGUGAUUGCUGAUGGUCAACUGCUUAUGGCAUUAGAAAGCAUCGACACACUCAAUGAGACAUUCCUGGUAUUGAAGGGUACAAGCAGAAAGGCAAUUUGGGAAGAAGCUUUCAGACUUGGCAUAAAAGGUCCGUGGUUCACAAAAUCAUAUUUGGAAAUGAUUCUGGAAAGCAAAGGUGUUCCUCGUCUUAACACUCCACCACCUUUAUCUAGUAAGCUUUUAAUUGAGAGUCAGGAAAGGUCCAUUGCUGCUCCUAAGCCAAUUCGUGUAUCUAGGAAUGUUGUUCCUAGGCUAGAGGACAUUGCACAGCCAUGGACUCGAUCUCCGAAGAAGUCCGACAUUGACGAUGUGGCAGCAACAUGGAAUUUUAUUUCAGAUUCUUCUGCUUUCAGGGGUAACAUGCAACUUGUUCCAAUGCCUGGUUCCUAUAAUUUUGAUCGGGGCUUGCUUUUUGCUGUGCAAGCAAUUCAGGGUUUGCUGGAGAAGAGGGGCUUUCCUAUUAUUGUCGGGAUUGGUGGUCCCAGUGGAUCUGGCAAAACUAGUUUGGCUCAGAAGAUGGCUAAUAUUGUUGGCUGUGAAGUAGUCUCAUUGGAGAGUUAUUAUAAGUCUGAACAAGCAAAAGACAUGAAGUAUGAUGAUUUUAAUUCAUUGGAUUUGUUACUGUUAUCAAAGAAUAUUGAAGAUAUUAGGAAACACCAUAAAACAAAGGUUCCCUGCUUUGAUUUUGAGAAUUGUACUCGGAAUGGCUUCAAGGAACUCCAAGUUUCUGAGGAUUGUGGAGUGGUCAUUUUUGAAGGGGUGUAUGCAUUGCAUCCAGAAAUAAGGAGAUCUCUUGACUUGUGGAUUGCUGUUGUUGGCGGUGUCCAUUCUCAUCUUAUUGCAAGAGUUCUAAGAGACAAGAACAGAAAUUUUUGUUCACUAUCUCAGGAUGAAAUAAUGAGAACAGUAUUUCCAAUGUUUCAGCAGCAUAUUGAGCCUCAUCUUGUGCAUGCGCAUCUAAAAAUUCGCAAUGACUUCGACCCCGUACUUUCUCCCGAAAGCUCACUUUUUGUUCUGAAAAGCAACAAACAGGUUGUGUAUCAAGACAUACUGAAAGUGCUCGACCCAAACAAGGUUUGCACCUCCAUGCAGAACUUUAUUGAUAUAUAUUUAAGACUUCCUGGAACACCAUCUAAUGGGAAUCUGACAGAAAGUGAGUGCAUAAGAGUUAGAAUAUGUGAAGGAAGAUUUGCUUUGUUGAUACGAGAGCCCAUUAUUGAAGGAAACUUCAUUGUACAGCCAAAAGUUGAUUUUGAUAUCAGUGUCAGUACAGUUGCAGGUCUUCUGAAUCUUGGGUAUCAAGCUGUGGCUUAUAUUGAAGCGUCUGCUUUAAUUUACCAAGAUGGAAAGAUCCUUGUUGAGGUUGAUCAUUUGCAAGCUGCACAAAGCCCCUAUCUCCAAAUUAAAGGAGCAAAUAAAGAAGUUGUGAUGGCUGCUGCCACCAUUCUUGGUUUGGAUGGUUCAUACACCACAAAAACAUAUCUUCAAAUUAUCCUAGAAAGCCUACCAUCUUCUGAAAGAAGCUCCAACGGAAUUCAUUGUCAACAAGCUGCUAGGCUUCAAGAACUUGUGGAAUUUAUUCAAUCCCAAGGAGGGAGCUUCAGCAUAGAGUCUUCACCAAGUAGAGAAAUUCUGCCCGUGGAUAGUGCCAUUGAAGACCUGCAAUAUAGGAUAAAGAAACUAGAGAGAUGGUAUACGAUUGAUUUGGUUUUGUGGACCUUCGUUUUAUCAGCCCUUAUUGGCUAUUCUUUGUAUAAGAGGGGACGCCAUUAAAAACAUUC